Glossina fuscipes is the source of this 1885-nucleotide messenger RNA. RefSeq names its product enoyl-[acyl-carrier-protein] reductase, mitochondrial-like. Gene Ontology annotation, molecular function: trans-2-enoyl-CoA reductase (NADPH) activity. Gene Ontology annotation, cellular component: mitochondrion. NCBI's taxonomy places the organism in Eukaryota, Metazoa, Arthropoda, Insecta, Diptera, Glossinidae. Gene Ontology annotation, biological process: fatty acid metabolic process. The record is from RefSeq and is a predicted model, not a curated record. Bases 251 to 1333 code for a protein of 360 amino acids. The transcript is spliced from 2 exons.
GGGUCUAUUUUAAGCCCUUCAGCGUUUUACAUGCGUGCGCAUUAACAUAAUAUACCCUAUGCCUCAAGUGGGGAGGGAAAUAUAAAGAAGUAAUAAUAUAUAUGAAUUGUAAUAAUUAUAUCUAAACCCUUAAGACCCACGCAAAUAACUCUGUGUUCGAUUAGGUCUUUUUUACACAUCUCAGUGAAUUUUCGUUUGUGAUUUGCUGAAUAGAAGAAGAAGAAAUUUUUAUUUUAUUUGUAGAAUUAAAAUGCAAAAUAUAAGUUCGCAAAGAUUCUUGCAAAACUCUUUCGAUGUAAGACAAUGGACCCGAAAAAUGGCAAUUUUAGCGAAAGCAUUGAAAUUUUCUAAUUACGGCGAACCUGCUGAUGUUCUUGAAUUGGCGCAGGAACCGUUACCAUCGCCAGAAAAGAACCAAGUUCUUGUGAAAAUUUUAGCGGCUCCCAUAAACCCUGCGGACAUUAACACUAUACAAGGUAAAUAUCCAGUAAAGCCUAAAUUUCCAGCCAUUGCCGGCAACGAGUGCGUCGCAGAAAUUCAAGAAGUGGGUUCAUGUGUUAAAAAUCUUAAAAAAGGACAACGUGUCGUACCAUUUGUGACGGGCUUAGGAACUUGGUCAACACAUGCCAUCUAUGACGAAGAUCAGUUAUUGCCAAUUUCGGAUACAAUUGGAUUAGCCGAGGCUGCAACACUUACAGUAAAUCCUUGUACAGCCUAUCGAAUGUUAAAAGAUUUCGUAGAAGUUUUACCUGGACACUGCGUUAUACAGAAUGGAGCUAAUAGUGCUGUAGGUCAGGCAGUGCAUCAAUUGUGCAAAGCAUGGGGAAUAAAUUCGGUUGGGGUUGUACGUGAUCGUCCCGGCAUUCAGGACCUGAAAAAUUAUCUUAAAAAAUUAGGUGCCACGGAAGUCUUAACCGAAGAAGAAGUUCGUGCCAGUAAAAUUUUUAAAGAAAAUCAACUUCCGAAGCCUAUGCUGGCUCUUAAUUGUGUCGGAGGAAAAAGUGCUACCGAAAUUAGUCGCCAUUUAGAUGACAAGGGUGUUAUGGUCACAUAUGGCGGUAUGGCAAGAGAGCCAAUUGCGGUUGCUACUGCCUCUUUAAUAUUUAAAGAUAUUUCGUUUCGCGGUUUCUGGAUGACACGUUGGACCAAGGAAAAUAGCACGGCCCCUGAAAGAUUCAAAAUGUUUGAAGAUUUGUUGAAACUGAUAGAGCAAAAGCAAUUUAUAGCUCCCGUACAUGAAAUGGUGCCUUUAGAGAAAUAUAAAGAUGCUACGAAGGCAUCGUUAGAUUUUAAGGGACUCAUUGGAAAAAAAUACAUAUUGAGUAUGCAUUAGUAAGGAAAACAAAUGUUGUAUUCUAAUAUGUAAUGAACGACUCAAGGCAUAGGAUAGCGUGUGUGUUCUUUAAAAUCUGCGACUAUUAAAAUGAUCGCAGGUUGUUUGCACUGCGUUCGGAUUAAUCAGUUGUAAUUCUUUUCCAUCAUAUACAUUGGGUCACAUCCGAAAAUAAUUUUCGUGAUUUAAUUGCAGUCAGUCAGUUCCUUUGGUAAGGCCUCGUCGUUUUCGUUUUGUUUUUUGUUUAUUCAUUUUGGCCGAAAAAUAUACGGUUGAGAAAAGAUUGCGAAUUAUCAAAGCUCCGCCAUAAAAACGUGCCUUCGAUUACUGCUACUUAAUGUGCUUCAAAACAAGUUGAUCUUUGAUGUACUUGCCGCGAGCUAUUGAAAAACAUUUGGUAACAAAUUGAUUAUAUCAUAACAGACUCGCACUCACAAAAAAACUGAAAGGAAAGGAAAGGAAAAGGGCAGCGAAUUUAUAGAAUAUGUACGUGUUUCCCCUUAGUGCAGAUUUGAACAAAUGGAAAGACAUCUAGAACUCAGAGGCGUGCUA